GUUUACAUUGUCAACAGGUGCGACCUACUCAGUAGCACAGAAGAGACGUGAAAAUGGCAACGUUUUAUUAGCUUUGCAGCGGCAGUGUUUCAUCAGUUCUUUGUGAGUGUAUUUGCUGAUGUUUUAAAAGGAACAUCUUCAGCUCAUAACGUAGAAUGGACCAGACUCUAGGGGAGAACCAGGCGGAGUGUUCAAAAAUAAAUGGUGGAACCUACACUAGUGAAAUAGACACUGAAGACACAGUCACUAGGCGUAACCACACAAAACCUGUGGAAGAUGGGACUGGUGGUAGGAUCACAUCGCAGCUGGAAAGAGGUUCAGAUAUUUUCCGUCAGUCGAGAAUUUCUCGUCAGAUCAAUUCAGCAUUUGGUUUUCUCGAUGAUCAGCUUGACGAUGUUGAUAAUAACUAUGAGGAAUCAGAUAAACUGGGUGGGACUGCUGAGUCUCACGUUCAAAAGUCUCAGAGUACACUUAAACAGAACUCAUGCACUGAUAACACCCCUGUAAUAGAGCAGAUUAGACCACCACAGCCGGGACUCGAUAAGAGCAAUUCUGCGGAAGUAUUACCCUUAUCUGAUAGGCAUCCUUCCCAGAAUGGGGUAAAACAUGAUUAUACAAGUGGUAAUGGAUCUUUGGACACGGAAUUGAGGAGCAGUAGUGAAGAACAUGGUGGCAAGCCAGUGUCCCUAAAUCACGAACCCCCAGUAAAAUCACCGUUAAGACCAGUCAUUAAUCAGCAAAGUUUGCCCAAGCUCAGUGCCCCAGAUGUAGUCAAACAUUCCAAUACAAACUGUGAUAAGAUUGUUGAAGUUGCUGAUAAUGAGGUCAGACCGAGUAUAGGAACGGUCAAUGGUGAAGAGACACAGGUGCCACCUGGUGAGCUAGCACCUGUGCUGCCACCUGGUGAGCGAGCACCUGUGCUGCCACCUGUAAUGGCACCUGGUGAACAUACCAAAGAUAGCACUGAAUCAACCCAGUCUGCUACAGCUGGUGCUGGCAGAGACUUCAAUAACCUUGAUGAAUCAGAAGGAGGCUGUGCUUCUCAAAAUAAUUCCUCACAGUCUGGCCAUCUCGCUGUUCAUGCCAGCUGUGGCACAGGAACCUGUCCACCUGGUGACAUGUCUGUGACACAGAGGGCUCCAUUGGAAAAUUUACAGUCGCAACAGACGACGUCUCUGGGAUCAGACAGUCUUAAUACCAAAAGCCUGGAUGCUUCACAAAACAAAGAAAACAAUGAAAAUCACCAAGCAUUUGGGAACGGUGUAACCUCUGAUGACAGGGAAAUAGAGAAAACAGGGGAUGUUAAUGCAGAAAAAGCACUUAACGUAAGUGGAACAAGGAUUAUGGACACUACCCAGUCCCAAGAGGUGGCACUACCAGUUGUCAGGAGGCUGAAGUCAACAAAGGCCAUGUCUCGGAGUCAGGAGUCUCUGGAAGGGAUUGUGUUGGCUGAUGGUCAGGGAAGAGCAGUGGAAUCUCCUUCUAAGAGCAGUGAUGAGACGGAUGAUGAGGAUGAAGGGAUGUAUGUGGAGAGUUAUCGUUCUUCUCGCUGGGUGUAUACUGGGGAGAAUGGCGACAUUUCACUGCUGCCACCUGGUGGAGAAAACACAGUUCCUAACGAAGAUGGGCAUACUGAAGAAGAGGUGCCAGUCGAAAAUCGUGUCCAAAAUUUUCUGCUGAACUCUUCUCAUCUGGAGUCAAUUAAUGAAGAUGAAAUUUUUGACGGGGAAGACAUCGGUCCAAUGGUCAGUCCCCUUCAGCGCCUCCAUGACAGAUUUGGCUCAGUUGGAUCCGAGUCCGUGGCAUCUGACACGUCCACAACCUCGGAGAGGGACUUUAGGAGGCGCCAUCAGGCUGUCUCCAGGAAAUAUGUACAGAGAAAAUCCAGCACCCAGGCAUAUCACAGAAUAUCUCAGAGAUACUACGAGACUGACAAGAUGCUGACUGUGGUGAAGAGACCAGGAGAUGUGGACUUCGGAUUUCAUUUCCAGGGCAGCCAUCCUCCCGUAGUGUCCACUCUGAAAUCAGGUGGAGCUGCAGAGGCUGCAGGAUUGGAGGUUGGGGAUCUUAUAACUUGUAUUAAUGGGGUGGAUAUCAUGGCUUGCACACACAGUGAAUGUUUACAGCUUUUACAAAGCAAUUCAGACAGUGUGGACCUGGAGAUCACCUCUGCUUCCAAUAACAAUCUGCCUUAUCACGUUGGCAGUAGAGACUCCAAGGUCCCCAUGCUUACUGGCUACCUGCUUAAACAGAGCUCUAACUACAUCAAGUCCUGGAAGAAGCGCUGGUUUGUCCUCAAACAAGAUAACUGCCUGUAUUAUUAUAAGACUGAGAAGGAAAAAGAUCCAUUGGGUGCCAUAUUGCUUAGCAACUAUACCAUCACCAAGGCAACCGAUAUACACAAACGGCAUGCAUUCAAAGCUCUUAAAUAUGGGUCCAGAACUUACUACUUUGUGGCUCAGAGUGAGGAGGAGAUGUCCAGAUGGGCAGAUGCUCUGAAUCAGGCUGCUCAAACUUCUAAUAAGAUGGACACAUGGAUAGAUGUUAGCAGUCAGAAUGUGGAUCUUCCAGCCCUGUCAAUCAAAAACCCAGAUUGCCAUGGUUACCUGCAUAAACUUGGCACAAAUCGACAUAAGUGGCAGAAGCGUUACUUUGUCUUGAAGGAUGCUUGCAUGUAUUACUACACUGAUGUGGCCUCUAAUACAGCCAAAGUGGUUGAUUCCCAGUGGAAGGAUGGAUGGGCAGAUGCUCUGAAUCAGGCUGCUCAAACUUCUAAUAAGAUGGACACAUGGAUAGAUGUCAGCAGUCAGAAUGUGGACCUCCCAGCCCUGUCAAUCAAAAACCCAGAUUGCCAUGGUUACCUGCAUAAACUUGGCACAAAUCGACACAAGUGGCAGAAGCGUUACUUUGUCUUGAAGGAUGCUUGCAUGUAUUACUACACUGAUGUGGCCUCUAAUACAGCCAAAGGCGUGUCACAUCUCCAUGGAUACACAGUUGAUGAGAAUCCCAAGGUGGGAAAGAAGUUCUCCAUUGGUCUUAUUCCACCAGAGACGCGGAUGAGAUCAUUUUAUUUCUGUGCUGAAAAGGCGUUUGAUAAGGAUAGAUGGGUUGCAGCACUGAGGACUUCCAUAGGCAGAUGGGUGAAGGCAGAUUGAAGAUGGCAAAAAAUAUGCUGAAAGAAGCAAAAAAUAAACAGCAUGAAGUUUGAAAAAAAAAAUAUGGCCCAAUCAUGCUGUUUUUUAACUCUACCUGUAUUUUAUGAAUAUUCAUCAGUCCCGUAAGUUUGAAGACAAAUAGUAACACUAUUUUACUCUUAUCGGGUUAUCACUGAGAGUGCACGGCGACGAUGGGGACGGCGAUGGUAGAUGCAGGUGACAGCUAUAUGUACAGACAAAUCUGCAUCUGUACAUAAAAAGUAAUGAAUGGAGUCACUAAAAUAAAUGCGCCUGAUCAUAGUGCAUAUAUAAAAUGAGUUGCAUAAUUGUAACUACUGUACAGUCAUAUGGUGUGGUAUGAUAUGUAAUAUGCCAUUUAUCAAACAUUAUUCUUUCACACUGGACAACAUCAAAACAUAUAAAGGAAACUCUCAGUUUUCUGUGAAAAGUGAGUGACUUUGUAAUUGAUACUCUUUCACAAAAAAAAAUUACGUAAUACUAAGCCAAUUAUUAAGAUAGAUAGUGGCAUUUAUUGUUUUGUUUUAUCAUUUAAUCAUUGUGAUAUGUGUUACUAGUUUCAGUAAAGACAUAUUUGUGACAAUAUCACCCUUUAAAAGUGGGUUGCCGCUCUGAACUGAGCAGACUUAAUUAUGUACCAUAUCCAAAUAACAUCAGAGAAGGACAGUGAGUAUACAGUGAACUGGAAAAAUGUAUAAUCCUCUAUUUAAUUAUAGUUGACACAGAAGAUCAUCAGACUGGUGAAAGAUGCACUGAUGUCACCAUAUCAUUUAUAAUUGAAAGAGGGGGUGAAGCUAUAUGUUAUUGGUGAUGUCAUUAAGGGGAUAAUAACUCUUCAUAUGAGAUCUAUAUUUCACAAAAAAAAAACAUUGUGAAUAACUCAUAGAAAUAUAA
Messenger RNA from Lingula anatina, 4067 nucleotides. RefSeq lists its product as uncharacterized. Lineage: Eukaryota; Metazoa; Brachiopoda; Lingulata; Lingulida; Lingulidae. Gene Ontology annotation, molecular function: protein binding. The record is from RefSeq and is a predicted model, not a curated record.